Zootermopsis nevadensis is the source of this 5096-nucleotide messenger RNA. Lineage: Eukaryota; Metazoa; Arthropoda; Insecta; Blattodea; Termopsidae. The record is from RefSeq and is a predicted model, not a curated record.
UGUCGCAGGUGGCAUGAGCUUCAGGGAGCACUAGACAUGUAUCGUGGCCGCCUGGCUGGUGCUCUAGAGGUGCAUGCCUUCAACAGAGAUGUUGAUGACACCAGUCAGCGUGUGGCAGAGAAGGCAGUAGCCAUGAAUACAGAUGAUGUGGGGCGUGACCUAGCAGCCGUGGAGCAACUGCAACGCAAGCAGGAGACCCUGGAGCGUGACAUGACAGCAGUUGAGGGGAAGCUGAAGGAACAUGAUGGAGAGGCGCGCCGCCUGUCGCAGAAACAUCCCGACUUAUCAGCGCCAAUCCGCAGCAAGCUGUCAGAACUGCAGGAGAAUUGGCGUUCAUUGCAGCAGCUGGCUCGGCGGCGCAGUGACGCUCUUGCUGCCGCGUACACGCUUCACAAGUUUCGUGCUGACCUGCAUGAGCUGGAGCUCUGGGUGGCAGAGACCAUUAAACGCAUGGGCUCAUCAGAACUGCCUGCCACUAGUGUGGAGGCAGAGGCCAUGCUGGAAUUGCACCAAGAACGCAAGGCCGAGAUUGACGGCCGACAGGAGACAUUCAAGUCUCUCAAAUACUUCGGGAUGCGUCUGCCAUCUGGCGGGGGCCAGGAGGACCUGGCUCCUAGUCUGGCACACCUGGAAGAAUUGAGGCGAACUCUGGGAGACUCAUUGUCAAGUGUGGAGGCCUUGUUGCGUAAACAUGAGGCGUUUGAGAAAACUCUGGCUGCUCAGGCAGGGCGAGUGGAGGAAUUGGAACGGUUUGCAGUGGAACUGCUGGCAGAUCACCACUAUGAUACAGCUGGAAUCACGCAGCGUUUGCAGGCAGUCUGUGCUCGCAGGGACAGGCUGAAAGAGAGUGCCAUGGCACGAAGAAGGCUCCUGCAGGAGUCGCGCCAGUUGCAGCAGUUCCUACGCAACAUGUAUGAGGUGGAAGCAUGGCUGCAUCAGAAACAACAGGUUGCAAGUGAUGAGAAUUAUCGUGACCCAUCGAACCUGCAGAGCAAGAUUCAGAAACAUGUGGCAUUCGAGCUGGAGCUAUCUGCCAACCGAGGGCGUGUGGGAGCUGUGACAGCUGAAGGGGAGGCCCUAAUUGGUGCCGGCCAUUUUGCGGGUAUGGAGAUCCAGGCACGACUGGAUGAACUGGAGGCUGCAUGGCAUGAACUGCAGGAUUCCAGUCAUCUGAAACGUGAACGCCUCAAUGAUGCGUACCAGGCGCAGCUUUUCAGUCGUACUCUGGAUGAGCUCGAAGUGUGGAUGGAUGAGGUGGAGCUGCAGCUGCAGUCUGAGGACCAUGGCAAAGAUCUGGCAAGUGUGCUUCACCUUCUGAAGAGGCACUCUCUCCUGGAGGGAGACGUCAACAGUCACAGUGAGGCCAUCGAGCAGGUGAAGGACACUGCGGCAGCAUUCCAGAGUUCACAUCACUUCAUGGGUGCUGAGAUACAGGAACGGGCCCUCACAGUCAUAAAGAGGUAUCACUCCCUACAGCAGCCGAUGCAGAUUCGAAGGGAUAAUCUGGAGGAUGCGUUGAUGCUGCACCAGUUCCUGCGGGAUGUAGAGGAUGAGCUCCAGUGGGUGACAGAGAAACAGCCACAGGCAGCAUCCACUGACCUGGGAACCAGCCUCACAGCUGUUCAGAGUUUGCAGAAGAAGCACCAGGCUCUGGAGGCAGAGCUUGUGUCCCGGGAGCCAGUGGUGCAGGCCCUUGUGGGGCGGGCACAGAGGAUGGUUCGGAGUGGGCACUUCGCGGCUCCUCGUAUUGAAGCCUGCAGCAGCGAGCUGACUGAGAGGCUCGGUCACCUCCGCGACCUCGCCAGUGUGCGGCGCCUGCGCCUCCUGGAUGCGGUGGAAUCACAGAUGUUCUACGCAGAAGCAAAUGAGGCAGAGACGUGGAUCCAAGAGAAAUGGCCUCUGUUAACAUCGAGCGACUUCGGAAAGGAUGAGGACUCGGUACAGUCGCUGACGAAGAAACUGGAGGGAGUGAUGCGUGAUCUGAGCCAGUUCCAGCACACCAUAGGCAAGUUGGCCAAACUGUCUCUGGGACUGGUGGACCGUGGGCACUUUGACAGCCACAACAUCACUACAAAGCAGGCUGAGAUUGAGGCACACUUCUCUGAGCUGCAGUCACUCGCCGCCAAGCGGUCGUCUCGGCUGGUCGAGUCCCUCAAGUUGUACCGGUUCUUGCGGGAGGCUGAUGAGGUAGCGGAAUGGAUGGGUGACCAGACAGCUGUGGCUGCAUCAGAGGACUAUGGUCGUGAUGUGGAGCACGUGGAGCUGCUAAUUCAGACUUUUGACUCCUUCCUCUCCAGCCUGGCUGCUAGUGGGGGACGUGUCACAUCCUGCCUCUCGACAGGCCGUGCCCUCAUUGAAGAAGGGAACCCUGAAAUUGAACAAAUCCAGGGGAAGCUGGAUGAAACACAGCAACUUUGGGAGGACUUGAGGGAGCUCGCGCAUGCGCGGCAGGAGGCACUUGCUGGAGCAAAACAGGUGCACGUGUUUGACCGCAGAGCAGACGAGACUAUCGGGUGGAUUCAGGAAAAGGAUGCUGCUUUGUCAGCGCAGGGGUACGGGCAGGACCUGGAGACAAUACAGGCUCUGGUACGCCAGCACCAGGUGUUUGAGACUGAUCUUGCUGCCGUCAAGGAACAGGUUGAGUCAGUGACAGAGGAGGCUGGACGAUUGGCAUCGCUGUUCCCAGAUGCACGGGAGCACAUCGCAGUGAAACAUGAAGACACUCUUGAAGCGUGGGAAGACCUCCUAGAGAAGUCGGCACAGCGCCGGGACAAACUGCAACAAGCCGAACAGCUGCAGGCAUACUUCGAUGAGUACAGGGAUCUCAUGGCGUGGAUUAACGAGAUGAUAGCAAAGGUGACAGCGCCUGACCUGGCCCAGGAUGUGCCUGGAGCCGAAGCGCUGUUGGUGCGUCACGAAGAGCACAGGGCAGAGAUAGACACGCGAGCUGACGCAUUCGCUAAAUUCUCUCAGACAGGCCACGAGCUCAUAGUAGAGGGCCACUUUCUGGCACAUGAGAUUGAUGAGAAAAUCAGCGUUCUGGAGCAGCGGAAGGAGCUGCUGAGUGACACCUGGGCCCGCCGUAAAGCCAUCUAUGAGCAGAACCUGGACACGCAGGUAUUCAAGCGUGAGGCUGACUUGCUGGAGAACUGGAUCAUAUCUCGAGAGCCACUACUGCAUGAUGGGAAGCUUGGUGAGACAAUUGCUCAGGUGGAGGAUCUGAUACGCAAGCACGAGGACUUUGAGAAGACAAUUGAGGCUCAAGAGGACAAGUUCAGUGCCCUGCGACGCAUCACCAUGUUAGAGGAAGCAUUCCAAAAGCAGCAGCAAGAAGAGAUGGCCGCCCGCCAAGCUGAAAAGGAACGUUUAGAACGAGAACGCAUCGAGGCCAGAAAGAGGCGAGAGGUGCAGCGCAUUACAGAGGAACGAAGGCGGGAGGAUGAACGGAGGAGGACGCAGGAGUCGCGUGGCGUGCGGGAUGAGGUGAAUGGAGGUUCAGAGCAGCUGGACAUCAGCACUAGUAGCAGCAGCCUACUGCCCAGCUUGAUGACCGAAAACGUCCCGUACCAGCCCGUGUUCACCUCGGCACGCUCCAGUUACACCAGACCCAUCUCUCCCAGGUUGAAUACACUUGACGUGUCUGACCCUGCCAACACAGGCACGCUCCACAAGGCAGGCAGCGUCUCCCAGCUGUUUGGUGAACAGAUGCGGCGGGACAUCAAGCGCGCAGAGAGCAUGAAGGUGGAGCUGAAGAAGCCCAAGCGAACGCCAAGCUUCACGACCCGCCGUCGCACUCAGAGUUUCCGUAAGCUGCAACGGCUUGAGCAGUUAGAGCAACUCCCCCCAGUUGAGAUCCAGGGCACGCUAGACCGAAAGCAUGAGCUGCAGAGCGCUGGCAAGAAAGCGCCCGUCCGCUCAUGGAAGACGUUCUACACGGUGUUGUGCGGCCAGCUGCUGUGCUUCUUCCGUGACCACGACGACUUCCUGGCCAGCAAGGCUGCCACAUCACCCAUCAUAGUGUUCAAGGCACACUGUGAGAAGGCCGAGGACUAUACCAAACGCAAACACGUGUUCAGGCUGUGUUGCACUGAUGGCUCAGAGUUCCUGUUCCUGGCAGCAACAGAACGUGAGAUGGAGGACUGGGUAAACAAGAUCUCGUUCCAUGCCAAACUGCCUCCUAGUCUGCAGCUGCUCAGCUAUGAUGACUCACACAAGAGCCCUGGCAGUGUGAGUCGAUUGCCGGUAGCAGGAGACGUGAGGGAUGCCGGGGGAGAUGCCAGCUCGGCGUCCAGCCGAGGUUCGUCUCCGGAACCCCCUGAGCAGAUGCAGGUGUUGCAGCAGCAGUCAGGGGACAGGCCCCCCGUACCACCCCGGGGAGCUCCUCCACCCAUACCGACGCGCUCGCCCAGUACAGAGGGAGUCGUCUUGAGGAACAAGUUGCCUGCAACCGGUGGAGAAAUGCGCCCAGUGUCAUACCAUCAAAAUGGUGUUCCCCCUCCUGAUGCAGGCAGCUGGAGACGCAGCCACAUGGAUUUUUCACAGCAGCAGCAGCAAGAGGUGCCCCCGCCUUUGCCGUCCUCUGCGCCCCCCCACAGGCCCCGUGCCAGCGGUCCUGACCACUGGAGCCAGCAACAACAGCAGCAGCAGCAGCACGGCGUGUACCAGGCAUGCGUGAAUGUGGGGGCGUCAUCACAGAUCGCACAGACAGGGCGGGACGCGCGACCGAGUUCCCUGCCGCCCUAUGUCUCUCCCCCCUCUGCAAGUGUUGGUCUGGAGGGGUCGCAGCGCCACGUGCCACCUGGAGAGAACUUGGUGGAGAGCGAGCAGCAUGCUCCCGCAGGACGCAAAGACAAGGACAAGCGCUCCAGCAUGCUUAGCAGCUUGUUCCGCAAGAAACGCGCCACACAUCUCUAGUAAAGUUAAAGUAGCAUUCCAGACAGUGUACUGUAAAUAGCCACUGCCAUCCAAGUCUGUAUUAUACGUAGUAAGGAGCCUCAUGGGUGAAUGUAUAAUAGAGUCGUUAAUUGCAUUGGGAGAUGAGCAGCUAUUAUAUAUGAUGUUUCUUUAAGUACAAUAAAGAUAGCGUUUGCUCAGAA